Molecule: messenger RNA, 1108 nt
Organism: Austrofundulus limnaeus
Lineage: Eukaryota; Metazoa; Chordata; Actinopteri; Cyprinodontiformes; Rivulidae
Product: KN motif and ankyrin repeat domain-containing protein 1
Biological process (GO): negative regulation of actin filament polymerization
Cellular component (GO): cytoskeleton; cytoplasm
Molecular function (GO): protein binding
Source: RefSeq, a predicted model, not a curated record
AGGGCGUGUCUCAACACUCUGCAGAACGAAUGGUUCCGAGCCUCCAGCCAGAAGUCUGCGUCUGCCUCCAUGGUGGAGGACUACCUGGAGAGGUUCGGGGCCGUCUCGCCAGCUGUGCUGCGCCACAUCGCCAACAUGGCCGACGGUAACGGCAACACGGCGCUGCACUACAGCGUGUCCCACUCCAACUUCCAAGUGGUGAAGAAGCUGCUGGACGCAGAUGUGUGUAACGUGGACCAGCAGAACAAGGCCGGCUACACUCCCAUCAUGCUCGCUGCUCUGGCAGCUGUGGAGACGGUGAAAGACAUGAUCAUCGUGGAGGAGCUCUUCAGUAAAGGAGACGUGAACGCUCGGGCCAGUCAGGCUGGUCAGACUGGUCUGAUGCUGGCCGUCAGUCAUGGCAGGAUGGACAUGGUCCGGGCCCUGCUGGACCACGGUGCAGACGUGAACAUCCAGGAUGAUGAAGGCUCCACAGCUCUGAUGUGUGCCAGUGAACAUGGACAUGUGGACAUCGUCAAGCUGCUGCUGGGCCAGCCGGGCUGUGACGCCUCGCUUAGUGACGGAGAUGGCAGUAACGCUCUGUCCAUCGCUCUGGAAGCAGGACACAAGGACAUCGCCGUGCUGCUUUAUGCUCACAUGAACUUCUCCAAGGUCCAGUCCCCGGGAACGCCUCGACUCGGCAGGAAGACGUCCCCCAGCCCGACCCGACGAGGCGUCUUCGAUUAGACUCCACCCCCUGCGCUGCUAUUGGUUCAGACUGACCACGCCCACUCUGUCCCUUCAUCAGAACCUGAAGCCCAUCAAUCAGCCAAUCAGGUUCCACCUGCUGCCACCUGAACCCAAAGUGUCCUUAGAGUUACUGCAGCCAUCAGAGGCCCAGAACCAUCAGGUUCUGACCCAGACCCGUCAGGUUCUGACCCAGACCGUCAGGUUCUGACCCAGACCCGUCAGGUUUCUGCCUAAAUGUUUGUUCAGAUCAACACAAAAUCAACCAAAUAUGAUUUUAUUUUGUUUAAAUUUUGUGUCGAUUUUAUUCAGGAACAACAAACUGUUGUUAGUCAAGGAACACACACAGACACACACAGACACACACAGACACACACAGACA